AUGGAUGAACAGUUAUUCCCUACAAAAACAAGAUGCCGUUUUUUGCAGUAUAUGCCUAACAAGCCCGAUAAAUUCGGAAUAAAAUUUUGGCUAGCAGUAGACGUUAGGACAAAAUACUUAUUAAACGGAUUUCCAUAUUUAGGAAAAGAUAAAAUGAGACCAAGUUUAGGAGAGAACGUAGUAAAUCGUUUAGUUGAUCCUUACAAAAAUAGUGGCCGAAAUAUAACUACAGACAGUUUCUUUACAUCAGUAAAACUUGCAAAAUCCCUAAAAUCAAAAGGAUUGAGUCAUGUUGGAACAGUAAAUCGCGCAAAAAGAGAAAUUCCUUCUAGUUUCAAAAAUGUAAGAAACGAAAUUUUUUCUUCAGUUGUGAUGAAACACGACUAUAUAACACUUACAUCAUAUCAAAGUAAAAGGAACAAAAACGUAAUUUUGUUAAGUACACUCCAUUCAUCAGUUGAAUUUGAAUCUAAUGAAAAGAAGGUUACUGAUGUAAUACAGUUUUACAAUUCUACAAAAUUUGGGGUAGAUGUUUUGAAUCAAACAAGAAAGUACUCCGUGAAAGCCCCAUCACGCCGUUGGCCAGUACAUGUAUUCUACAAUAUUUUGGACUUAGCAGGCUUAAAUGUGUGA
Molecule: messenger RNA, 633 nt
Organism: Stegodyphus dumicola
Lineage: Eukaryota; Metazoa; Arthropoda; Arachnida; Araneae; Eresidae
Product: piggyBac transposable element-derived protein 4-like
Source: RefSeq, a predicted model, not a curated record